Prosopis cineraria is the source of this 1038-nucleotide messenger RNA. RefSeq names its product NAC domain-containing protein 71-like. The coding region runs from base 8 to 1009 and encodes 333 amino acids. Gene Ontology annotation, biological process: regulation of DNA-templated transcription. Gene Ontology annotation, molecular function: DNA binding. Lineage: Eukaryota; Viridiplantae; Streptophyta; Magnoliopsida; Fabales; Fabaceae. The transcript is spliced from 4 exons. The record is from RefSeq and is a predicted model, not a curated record.
UAAUAUAAUGGCUCCAAUGAGUUUACCGCCUGGAUUUCGGUUCCAUCCAACAGAUGAAGAACUUGUUUCUUACUACCUCGAAAGAAAACUAACAGGCCGCUCCAUAGAGCUUGAGAUAAUCCCUGAAGUUGAUCUCUACAAACAUGAACCUUGGGAUUUGCCAGAAAAGUCAUUGUUGCCAAGUAAAGAUAUGGAGUGGUACUUCUACAGUCCAAGGGAUAGAAAGUAUCCAAAUGGGUCAAGAACUAAUAGGGCAACAAGGGCUGGUUAUUGGAAAGCUACAGGGAAAGACAGGCCAGUGAAGACUUCUGAAAAGCGACGUGUUGGGGUGAAGAAGACGUUGGUGUACUACAGGGGUAGAGCUCCUCGUGGCAUAAGAACCAACUGGGUUAUGCAUGAGUAUCGCCUCAUUGAUUCUGAACCUGCAAGUGUUUUCUCUUCUUUAAAGGAAUCUUAUUCAUUGUGUCGCGUGUUCAAGAAGACGACGAUCCAAACCUCGGAAGCACCUAAAGAAGAAGGAAAAAGUAAUAAGGAAGCGAAGAAGGAAUCAGUACCAGAAGAGGAAGAUGAUGAGAAAGUUGUAAAUCAUGAUCAUGACAAUGAACCCCCUAAUUGUGAUGCUUCUUCUUCGGAUCUCACUCAAGGAACACCCACUGAAACUGGUAUGGAAGAUGAUUUUCAAGCACAGUUCGCUUGUGAUGGAGCAAACACCGCAGCUAAUACUUAUUCUAUGGGCAAAAAGGUGGACCCAUCAAAUCUGUUUCAGGAUAUAGAGGUACCUAAAUAUGGAAGCAUGAACGAAGAAUUUGCCGCACACACAGUACCUUUGGAGCAUUUGGAGAUGGAAGAUUUGCCUCAAACAGAUUUGGCAGAGACACAGCCAUUGCUAAUGAAGCCUGAAAUGAUGAGUAGCCAUUGCAUUAUAUAUGAUAAAUACAAUAAGGACUGUUCCUAUGGAACUUUGGAAGAGGUUAUUUCACGGCGUUUCUCUCAUGAUAUACAAUUUUAGUCCCUCUUUUAUCGACAGUAAUAUAUCCA